Molecule: messenger RNA, 1091 nt
Organism: Polychytrium aggregatum
Lineage: Eukaryota; Fungi; Chytridiomycota; Chytridiomycetes; Polychytriales
Exons: 2
Coding region: 214-876 (220 amino acids)
Molecular function (GO): peptidyl-prolyl cis-trans isomerase activity
Source: RefSeq, a predicted model, not a curated record
CCAGCAGGCGGGCUUGGCCACCAGCACCAGGCGAUCUGCCCGACACCGGCUUGCUUCCCCAUCUGGCCAGCACCGCCAGCUCUCCAAGCAUUGGUCUGCGCAAGCUCCUCGACUCGAACAACACCGACGCCUCGAUACUUGACCAUCACCAGCACCGGCACUAUUCGCACAGAUCCCCCUCCUCCUCUCCCUCCUCCUCCUCCACACCAACAAAUGCCUCCUGCUGCACCCUGGCAGGUCGAGAGCCUCAACGGCGAUGACUCGGUCUCCAAGAAAGAUAUCGCCACCUUCCUGCAAACCCAUGCAACCGCUCAAUUCCUGAAGGAUCGCAAGCUGCACGGCAAGCUCGCCAACGUCACCAAGGCGAGCAAGCGGGAGGAGCUGGUUGCCGCAUACAGCGCCCUGUUUGAGCUCGAGGCCUUCCGCCCGGAUGGACAGCCGCUCGAAGAGGCCCUCGCCGAGAUCACCGAUGCCCCAGCUGUCCCUGAGACGACCAAGACCGAGAAGAAAAAGAUUACCGAAGCCGUCGAGCCUCCCAGGUACACCAAGACGAUCCUCUCCAAAGGCGAUGGCGAGCGGUAUCCGCGAAAGGGCCAGAACGUCGGCUGCUUCUACACUGGCUUUCUGCCGGACGGAUCUGUCUUUGACACUAACAUCCCCAAGGGCAAGAAGAAGCCGGUCCAGCUGAGAUUCAAAGUCGGCAACGGACGAGUCAUUCGCGGAUGGGACGAGGCUCUCAUGACCAUGUCUUGCGGCGAGAAGGCCAGGCUGGUGAUCGAGAGUGACUGGGCCUAUGGCAAGAAGGGAAAUCCGGAGGCCGGCAUUCCUCCCAACACGCCACUGACUUUUGAGGUCGAGCUGGUGAGCAUUGACUGAUCGGCGCAGUCGAAUAGGCUGUCGGGUUUGUCGAAUAGAUCGUCUGUGCAAUCCGCCUCGAUGAUGCAGCGACGCCUCCGCCCGAGUCAGCAAAAGAUGACAGGGGGAGAGGCGAUACCGAGCAAUAGGAAUCGAAUGAGAGGGAUCAUCUCUCGGUCGACAGCGAUGCAGCAGCGGACGAGAGUUGGAUGGAUGCAUCGACACAUCGCGUGCGG